AUGGAAAGGUUCCUGCGCUCCUGGCGGCAGGAUGCGCUGAACCGUGGGCAGCAUGAUUCUGCAAUCUACAUUGGGGACAAAGUGCUGGCUCUCACUAAUAGUGAUUCUGACGCGUUUUGGCUGGCGCAAGUACACUUCUCCAAUAACAACUUCACCCGGGCCCUGGCUCUUCUCUCCCGCAAGGAUCUGGUGUCUCGAAGCACCGCGUGUCGCUAUCUUGCUGCACACUGCUACAUAAAACAGAAUCAAUUCGAACAAGCCCUCUCCAUUCUUGGCGAAAAUAAUCCCACAGACCUCAUUCGCAAUAAUCACACUCGUCGCAAGAUCCAACACCAAAGCCAUGUUACGCUGCGUAAUGGGAAGAACGCGACACGCGGUGAUCGAGCGGAGGAGCGAGAACGUGAGGAUGCCAAUAAUGUCCGCUUUGAAGCCGCCAUGUGUUACCUACGGGGACUCUGCUUUGCCAAGCAGAACGCGUUUGAUCGGGCUCGGGACUGUUACAAGGAUGCCGUGCGCAUUGACGUGCAGUGUUUUGAAGCAUUUGACCAACUCAUGAAGAAUUCUUUAAUGUCCCCCACAGAGGAAUUGGAGUUCCUAGAAUCACUGGACUUUGACUCUGUCUCAUCUCCCGAUCCCAUGAUGGCACAAGAAGCCGCCCAUUUUACCAAGAUGCUUUACACCACUCGUCUAUCGAAAUACUCCUCCCCCACCAUACUUUCCGAUGCCACCGAAACCCUAUCCACACACUAUAAUCUUGCAGAGAACCCGGAUAUCCUUUUAUCCCGUGCCGAAGCUCUGUAUACGCAAUGUCGGUUUGCAGAAGCUCUAGAAUUGACGUCCUCUAUCCUUUCCACAUCUCAAUCAACCGACCUGACCUCCACAAAUCCCAGCAUUCCAGCUCAGAAUAACCUUGGCCAUGCCCCUGCCAUAUAUCCGCUCCACUUGGCCUGUCUUUACGAGACCGGUGCUACCAAUGCCCUAUUCCUACUCUCCCACAUGCUCGCAGACCACUCUCCCGAAGAGCCUUACACAUACUUGGCAAUUGGAGUCUACUAUCUCUCAGUGUCAAAGGUAGCUGAGGCGCGGCGCUUCUUCUCAAAGGCCUCACUGCUGGAUCCCCAUUCGGCGCCAGCUUGGAUUGGAUUUGCGCACACCUUUGCCGCAGAGGGUGAGCAUGACCAAGCUAUCGCAGCGUACAGCACUGCUGCUCGACUUUUCCAAGGCAGCCAUCUUCCCCAACUCUUCUUAGGAAUGCAACAUCUCGCCCUGAACAACAUGUCUCUGGCGCAUGAGUAUCUAUGUGCUGCUCACGCUAUGGAUUGUCUCGGCCGUCGGCGGAGACCCCUCGUUUUGAACGAGCUUGGAGUUGUGUUUUACCAUCAGAAUCAUCUUGGGGGCGCCGUCGAAUUAUUUGGACAGGCACUGGCGCUAGCUACAUCUCUCCAUUGUGAACCUAGUGCUUGGGUAGCCACACGGGCGAACCUGGGUCAUGCGUUCCGUCGCAUGGGCCGUCUGCCCGAGUCCCUUCGUGAAUUUGAUGAAUGUCUUCGCGUGGGCGCAGGCGGUAGUAGUAUGGGCUAUUCCCCAUUUUUGGGUGGUGGUACUGGCGGCUCAGCGGCGAUCGCAACCGCAUCGGGAGUUGGGGGCUACGAAGAUCGGGGACUGACAGGUUCUCUCCAUACGUCUCGUGGCCUGGUCUUACUGGAGUUGGGUCGAACCACAGAGGCAGUGACCGCCUUGCAUGAGGCUGUACGUGUACUUGGGGCGAGUGGCGGCGGCGAUGCAGCCGGCGGUGCUGGUGUAGCUGGUACAUUACUUUCACGUGCACUUGAGCUAUGGGCGUUGGAGGGGCGACAAAAGGAUCGCGCAGCAUUUGAAGAGAGUAUGCGGGAAUCUGCUGCAGCUUCUAAGCGGCGGGGAUCUAAUCGGUCUCGUGAACAGAAAGGAAAAGAACGAGCUGCGGCCGAAGAGAUCUCUCGCCAACGCGGACGACAAGAACCCUUUGUCGAAGGAUGGACGGAUGAGGUGGCACAUGUUGCCACACCCCCGGCUGAAGAUGAAAAGGUUGAAAUGGAUCUUGAUCAGGAAGCUGACGGGCUUUUACGCCGAGCUCUUGGCCGUGUACGACACAGUCGACAACGUCGACCAGCCGUAUCUGCCACCUCGGACAUGGAUGCUGAGACGCCUGCUCCAUCCAGUGGUCGCAGCCGGAGGAUACGACAUGGUCGUAGUCAUUCUGGACAAUGA
Molecule: messenger RNA, 2247 nt
Organism: Penicillium coprophilum
Lineage: Eukaryota; Fungi; Ascomycota; Eurotiomycetes; Eurotiales; Aspergillaceae
Product: anaphase promoting complex subunit CDC16
Exons: 3
Coding region: 1-2247 (748 amino acids)
Biological process (GO): cell division
Molecular function (GO): protein binding
Source: RefSeq, a predicted model, not a curated record